CGAGGGUGUUAUAACGACUGUAAUUUAAUUAUAAUAAGUUAAUUAGUAUACUCAACACACACUGUAUUGUUUCCAAUGCUUUGUAAUUGGCAUAUACAUCAAAUUUCCAGUCAAUAAUUCCUAAAGCGUCUGAUUGACAAGAGGUGUUUCUUGUUGCCGUGACAACGUGAAAUGCAAUAUGGCGGCACACAGUUGAAUGAUCAGACCACUGGAUUUUAAAUCAAUCUUUUGGCAGAUUGGUCAGAGCAUUUCCCAAUUCAAAUAUGGCUAGCCUGAGUCAUGGUCAGCUGCUUGUCCAUGCGGUCCGAGUGCUGGACACCUACAACAGAGACAUGCAGUCGGUUGAGGAACAUGUUAACAAAUGCCUCAAGGCACAGAGGAUAUAUGACGAAGGAGACCAGACCUUCAUAGUAGAAGUCUUUUCAAACUGUGUCCGCUACUGGGAUCUCAUGAAAGUCAUUACAGAUGGCUUCUUUGUUAAAGAUGGAAAAAAUGUGCUGCGAUCAGAAGAGAACUUGUAUAUUGUUACCAGUUACCUGGCGUUCUUUAGACUGGACGAAUUGGGGGUAGAACACUUUAGGAAAUUUGUCAGCGCUCAGGAUAUCAACAAGAUGUAUCGGUUUCUAAACUUUUGCUUAAAUGAGAGGAACUUGCUGACAUGGAUGAAGGAUGGCUGGGAGAAAUUUUAUGAACAUACAUUUGUACAGACAGGCAUCUUGUCUCCAAUACAAAGAUGGAUGCCAGAACUUCAGGAAAUGUUAACACAUAUGAAAGCCAAAAUAGACAACAAAAUCAAACCUCGUCGCAAGACCACGCCCAAAACAGAAACGAGGCCUUUUGACAUCACACAGCCUAGACCAAGGAGUAUACCAAUACCAGAAGCAAUUCCCAAACUGCACAAACAUAAGCCACCCCCUCGUUCAUUAUAUGACGAUCCUGAAGAAUUUGAUGUCCUCAAGAGGAACAGGGAUGUUAACAGAAGAAAAGCAGAGGAGCGACUAAUGGAAGCCUCCCGGAUACAGUUUGCUUGUGCAAACCCUGAAAAGUCUGACAAGACAAAAGAAAUCUGGAACAACAUUAUCAGUGAAGAGGAUGGCAAACUUGACUUUGAGAGGCACAGAGCUAAACCCACUCCGUCCUUCCUGAGUAAAGAAGUUCCAUUUAAGAUGAACACCACUGCCAUUCUGAGGGAGGGGCACUUGUAUUCACAGCGAGAGGAGAAGGAAAUAAAAAGGUUUGAAAACUUGGAAGCUGGGGCCAAGGAUAAGAGCGAAUUUGAAAAAUGGCAGAACAAAAUGAAAACUCAGGACCUUGAACAGGAAUUGGCAGCCAUUGAACGGCGUCGUUUGGAAGGCAAGCUGAGCCAUGAAGAGGCCAUUUUGGCACGACAGAAUCUCAUGCGAACAAACAAACAGAAGGUCCUCAAUCACAGAGAGGAGACAAAGAAAAUGUUUGAUGAAUUCCUACAUCAGAAGUUUAAGGAGGAGCAGGAAAUGAGGACCUUGGUGGAACAGACGAUGCAGGGCCACAAAAAUGCCAAGGAUGCUACUAAGAAAAUUCAGGAGAUCAAACGGAAAAUUGUUCAGGAUGUGAAUGAGGAGAGCCGAGAGUUGAUGAAGCAGGCUGUUGAGGAGGCGGAAUCUGAGAUGAGGAGGCGGAUGGAGCUGAUUCACCAAAUCCGCGCCAUGGAGGCUGUUCCAAUCAUCCGGCAAAAGUUUGUUGACCUCACAGCGACCUCUGGCCAUGGACUGCUCAGUGAAAUGUCAAUUGCGGAGCUUCGUGAACGCAUGUCGCUGCUAGCAACAGCCGAGGAGGAACUAGAGGAACAAAGGAGAGAUGAUAUACUGGCCAGCAAACAGGCUAAAGACCAGAAACUACUUGACACACUGGAAACAAUAUCCCGCCACCGUCUGGAGCAGACCAAGUCUGCGGCCAUCAGGUUCGAGAAACGAAAGAAGGGAGAACCUAGACCCCUACAGGUAAAGGAUGAGAAACUCACUGAAUUAGAACGGAGGCUGGAGGAGCGUAAAGCUACGAGGAAACGUGAACAAGAGAGUGCCAGGAUCACCUCUAGUCGAAGUGCGGCCAACCGUACACAGAGCCUUAUUAACCAAAAGAAAGCACUAGAGGAGAACCGAUGGAAAGAACUGGAAAUGACUCGCGAGCGUACGGCUAAAAUGAUGAAUAGUGGCUUACAGAGCAAGUCAGCCAACAGGCUAGCGGUCAUAUGAGAAACAUAAAUGUACACUUCAAACUAUAGAAUUUACAGUAUGCAAAUAGCAUUAUUUGAAGAUGUGAUCCUCAUCUCUAAAAUCUGUUUAAAAAUAGGAUGGGCUUAUUACUGAGCAUGUGGGCACGUGAUCAUGUGAUGUAAUUAGCUUUGCUUGGCUCUAGUAGACUGAAUAGCACCACCAUACAACCCAAAGAAACAUCAGAAUGUUCCCGCAACUAAUUUUUAACGUCAUAGGAAUACAUCUGAGUAUUUUAAUCUAAAAAUGUCUGGCUGAAUUCUUGAAGGAGGAAGAAACUUAGAAGAAUAUUUUAAGUAUUCAAUGGAACGUCAGAAGGGACUAUUGAGACAUUUGAAAGAAUAACUGUUACCAGAAAUAAGUUCAAUAUAUCACAGUAAUGUCAAACAGUAUUAUCAAUUUUCACAAAAUGUUCUAUACAUCUUGUACCACCUGAAUCCCCCUCUGAAAUUAUCCUUCUAUUUGAGACAAUGAUAGUUUAAUAUUACUUGUUAUGAAGUUCUAAUCAUUUUUUUCAAUUGAAUUGAUUUAAACAUUCAUUAUUGAUAUUUAAGAAGUAUUUCUAUCUUUUGGUUGAAAAAAAUGAUCUAUAGAAAAUAAAGAAACUAAAAUCACCUUGAGCUAUUUAGGUGUUAAUAUUUCAAAUAAACGUUCAAAGAUUCUUGGGGUGUGAAUUGUUCACUUGGUAAUUAAGGCUCACAGAGUUUGAAUUUGAAAUGCACAAUAAGUGUGUAUGAUCCUCUAGAUCUGCUAUAUUAGAAUACCUAUCAAAGUGGAUAAAUAUAUAUAUGUAUGUGUAUAUAUGUAUAUACAUAUUACUGUGUGUGUGUGUGUGUAAGAGAGAGAGAGAGAGAGAGAUAGAGAGAGGGAAAAGAGAGAUGGAUAGUUGUGUAUGCAAGUCUAUUUAUUUAGCAAAGAGAGAGAGAAAUAUAGAGAAGGAGAAAGAGAGAGAUGUAGGAGGGUCAAAAGAAAUUGAAUUCUGUAAAUAUUUGUUUUGAUAUUUUUUUGCAAUUAGCAUACUCGACCUAAUAAAUGCCACAUCCUUUAUAAUUUUAUAUAAGUUUGUUAUAAUUUAAGCACCCCUUUUUUCUGGUCCAAGUGUCCAAUUGCUUCAUGAAACGACCUUCAUUUACUGGCUAACUUGAAAAAAAGUGUCUGUGAUGGUUUUUGUUUUGUGAGAAUUUUGAAAGGAUAUGAAGCUAUUCAAAUUUUUACAAAUUACAGAAUUAUUAGGUCAAUCAUGACAUGUUAUAAUUUGCACCCAAAAAUUGUUUAAUAUUUUCUUUUCACUGUGAUACAAUUUGUCAAGAUAUAAAUAUAUUUUAUAUUUGUAAAAU
This is a messenger RNA of Mizuhopecten yessoensis (Yesso scallop), 3586 nucleotides long. RefSeq names its product cilia- and flagella-associated protein 99-like. The transcript is spliced from 19 exons. The record is from RefSeq and is a predicted model, not a curated record. Lineage: Eukaryota; Metazoa; Mollusca; Bivalvia; Pectinida; Pectinidae. Bases 264 to 2231 code for a protein of 655 amino acids.